Onthophagus taurus is the source of this 1094-nucleotide messenger RNA. Its product is annotated as armadillo repeat-containing protein 7. Lineage: Eukaryota; Metazoa; Arthropoda; Insecta; Coleoptera; Scarabaeidae. The record is from RefSeq and is a predicted model, not a curated record.
UUGUCAAAAAUAUGUUAGGUUAUGUUGAUAUGUUUAUCAUGUUUAGUCGAAAAGAGCAAUUAAACGCAAAAACGGGACCUGAUGGGGUUGGUAGACGAGAAUAUCUUCAACAAUUAGUUGAAGAAUUUAAUAAAACUCAAUCUUACGAUGCUAAGCAACAAAUUUUAGCAAAUUUGGCUAAUUUUGCUUACGAUCCAAUUAAUUACGACUUUAUUAAAGAGUUACACAUUACUCAGUUGUUUUUAUCACAACUUACGGAUUCAAAUGAGGAAUUGUUGGAGUUUAGUUUGGCGGGGUUAUGUAAUUUAAGCUCUGAUCCAACCAUAAAAGAUAUUAUAAUAAAAUCUAACGGAGUUUUUUUAAUAUCGCAACAAUUAUUACAUAGAAAUGAAGAAAUAGCUUUAAAUGCUUUAACAACCUUAAUAUUUCUUAUUACACCAGAAUCACAAGCUAGUAUCACUACUCCAGAUAUUAUAAAUAAAGUGCUACAUUAUAAAACUCAUUCAAACGCACGUUUUAAAAAUUUAAGCACAAUUUUUUUAGAUGAUUUUUGUUCUCAAGAACAAAUCGAUUGUGCGAAAAAGUUACAAUUAAACACCGUUGAUAUUCCUUUACCACAAUUAAAUCCUUUCUUCUUUCACUUUAACAUGUUUCGAAGGGCACAAUUUAAUAAGAAAAGUUUAUUAAAUUUUUAUCGACACUCCAGUUUUAAAGUUGGCGAUAAAGUGACCGUCGAAAGGGAAAUUACGAAAAGCGAUGUUAAGAGUUUUGGAGAAAUCACCGGCGAUAUAAAUCCGGUGCAUUUUCCUGAAAAUUCUUCUUCAGUUGGGGUCGUUCAUGGCGCUUUUUUAAACGGUAUCGUUUCUGGAAUUAUUGGCACGCGAUUACCUGGUCCUGGAACUUUGGUAGUUUCACAAAGUUUAAAUUUUCCGAAUAAAUGUUUUGUUGGCGAAAAGAUUAGUGUUGAAGUUGAGUUAAUGGAAAUGAGGAAAAUUAUUAAAGUAAAGUUUGUUUGUGAAGUUAAGGAUAAGGCAAAAAUUGUGAUGUACGGUGAUGCGAAAUUAAUCAAAAAAUAAAUGUUAUUUUAUAAUUUA